CCGGAAUUUGCCGAGAGUUGACGACAACACCCGGAAGUGAGAGCAACGUCACGCUCAGCAUCUGAACGGUAGCGGCGGCGGCGGCUCUGCGUGCAUCUCCCGGUGGUUAGUUAGAAGUCCGGUCACUGUUUAAACUUGCUUCAUCCGUCACCAUGUCUGUUUUGUGUUAUAAUAAGGGAUGCGGACAGCGUUUUGACCCAGAAAAUAACCCUGAAGAUGGCUGCACAUAUCACCCAGGAGUCCCAGUGUUCCAUGAUGCCUUGAAGGGAUGGUCCUGCUGUAAGAGAAGAACCACUGACUUCUCCGACUUCCUCAGCAUUGCUGGCUGCACAAAAGGUCCCCACAACAAAGAGAAGCCCCCCGAGCCGGUGAAACCAGAAGUGAAAUCAUCAGGAGAAAAGGCAAAAGAUUUAGAAGACCAAAAACCAAAGUUCAAUGAGUACAUCAUCUCUGCACCAAAACCUCAGGAGGCAAUACUCAGACCAAGUGCUGAUGAACCAAUGGUGAAAUUACAGCAUAAAGUUUCUGCUUCUCUAAAGCAGGCACUUGAAAAGCUAAAACUGUCUGAAAAUACAACAGAGAAAAAAGAGGAAGACGAAGAGGAGCUCAAGAUUGGUACCUCCUGUAAAAAUGGAGGAUGUACAAAAACUUUUGAAGGACCAGAAAGUGACUCUGACAUCUGCUCAUACCACUCUGGAGUCCCCAUCUUCCACGAAGGGAUGAAAUACUGGAGCUGCUGUAAGAGGAAAACUUCAGACUUCAACACUUUUCUUUCCCAAGAGGGCUGUACCAAGGGGGCUCAUCUAUGGAAGAAAAAAAAUACGGGAACCAAGGUGGUCCCUUGUCGCUUUGACUGGCACCAGACGGGGGCGCAGGUCAUCAUUUCUAUUUACGCCAAAAAUGCUGUCCCAGAGCUGUGCUAUGUGGAUGCCAACAGCACCACUGUCAACAUUCAUGUUAUAUUUGAAGGAGAAAAAGAAUUUAAGCAGAACAUUAGCUUGUGGGGAGUGAUAGACGUCAGCAAAAGUGUAGUGAACAUGAUGGCAGCUAAGAUCGAGAUAGCCAUGAAAAAGUCUGAGCCCAUGUCCUGGGCUCGUCUGGACCUUCCACCGCCUGUCAGCCCUUUGAAGGAGACCGAGAAGGUUCAAGAAGAUGCAGAAAGUGGGGAUGAAGAUGAUUAGCUUUCAAAUCAAAGGAUUUAUGUCUCACCAUAUUGUUUGCCUCUUGAUUAAAGUCUCUUGUUCUGUUUUCUUUGCAUUCUCUGUUUGCUCCAUAAUGUCAUUCUGAGCUUCUGUAUGUCUCUUUUUUUUAAAUGUAAAGUAUUUCCCAACUUGCAGAUUUUUACAGUGAAAAAUAGCAGAAUUGUGGGAUUAGAACUCACCUGUAUAUUUGCACUGAAGUCCCAGUGGAAGACAACCGUGCACAGCACAACCACAGUCAGGCAGCUGUUCUAUAUGGAGCGCCAUUCAGAUCACAGUGGACCAGAGUCGUAACUUAUUGUUUGUUCUUUUCAUCAACGAUUAGCUGUAAUUCCUUCAGCACAUUUGUAUGAUUUCAUUCCAUGCUUAGAAAAUGUUUUUUUAGUUCAUCCAAUCAGAGGUGAUUAAAAAGUACUCACAAAUUGUCCUGUAUAACAGAGCUACCUAAUAGAGUUUUAAUUAUGUCAAUGAUGCUUCAAAUAUUAAGCAUCUUUACUUUCAAGACAAUAAAAGGUUUUGAAAACUUGUAUCCCAUUUAACUUUUUAGGCUUAAUCUGCAUUUUUUUCCAAUAUUUAAGACACGUUUUGUACACUUUUGCUUUUUGAAACUUGUAAUCGAUUUAUUUUAUUCAGUACAUUUUAGUGUGGUUUCAAUCAGAAUGUGCUAGAACAUCUGGGAAUGCCAACUGAAUACUACGUAUUUUGAGCGACGUAUUAUGAAAUGAUACUCAAGAGAGCAUGUGUCUUGCCCUGGAAUGUAUGUCCUUUCUCUGGCUUCAUUUGAUCACCAUGAGGGUAAAAUGAUGAAAGAAGGUGUUUAUUUUUACCAAAAAUAAACAUACCGAAACUGUAAAAUCCA
This is a messenger RNA of Oryzias melastigma (Indian medaka), 2058 nucleotides long. RefSeq names its product cysteine and histidine-rich domain (CHORD) containing 1b (gene chordc1b). The transcript has 11 exons. NCBI's taxonomy places the organism in Eukaryota, Metazoa, Chordata, Actinopteri, Beloniformes, Adrianichthyidae. The record is from RefSeq and is a predicted model, not a curated record. Bases 153 to 1181 code for a protein of 342 amino acids.